Closterium sp. Naga37s-1 is the source of this 3693-nucleotide messenger RNA. Lineage: Eukaryota; Viridiplantae; Streptophyta; Zygnematophyceae; Desmidiales; Closteriaceae. The record is from the annotation of a GenBank genome assembly.
AUGUUCAACGCACGUUGUGAGUCGCUGCACGCCAAGCCGUCCUUCCGCCGCCUGCUGCCCUCUCAGCGCUGCAUUGUGCUGCUGGAGGGAUUCUACGAGUGGAAGAAGGAAGGUUCCAAGAAGCAGCCGUUCUACAUCCACAUGAACGAUGGGAGGCCGAUGGUGAUGGCGGGGCUGUUUGACUGCUGGACCAACGCACAGGGCGAGCGACUAUUCACCUUCACUAUAGUCACAACGGCAUCGUCACAGCGCCUGCAGUGGCUGCACGACCGCAUGCCUGCCAUCCUGCCAUCACAGCACCACGUCGCCGCAUGGCUGCACGGCAAGCUCUCAGGGCCGGACGCCAUCACCCACCUCUGCUCGCCCUACAACCAUCCCGACCUGUUGUGGCACGCUGUGACGCCAGAGGUGGGAAAGCCGGCCUUCAACGGCCCGCAGUGCGUGCAGCCGAUUUCAUUGAAGCCGGCGCUCUCAUCCACCCCAAUCACGCAGCUCUUUGCCCGCAAGAGACAAAAGACGCCACCCACUGAUGCGGUGGGGACAGGAGGGGUAGACAAGCAGGAAGCGGAGGCAGGAGAAGGUGCAUUGGAAGAAGGGCACAGAGUGAAGGGCGAGGAGGGAGGCAGUGGAGAGGAGAAACAGCUGGCUGGGGUGCAGGAAGCACCGGUGGAGGCUGGGGCAGGGGCUGAUGAGGGUGAUGGGGCGAGUGAGGAGCAAGCAAAGGGUGGUUCCAGUGCCAAUGAGACACAAGAGGGUGCUGGUGAGCAACGCAGUGAGAGAGGCGUGGUUGAAGAGCUGCUCCCUGUGACCCCUCUUCCCCAGGAUAUGCGUGCCCACGCGUCUCAAUCUUCCACGCAGUCCGAGCAGCACCCACCAGCUCCUGCUUCUGCUCCCCCUGUUGCUGCGACCGUCAUUCUUCCAAGGGCGAGCCCGGUUGUGGAAGCCACGACGGCAUCAGAGGGCGGCUCGAGCGAGAGACGAACAGACGCGGGCCUUGCGGGGGAGCGACCCGCGCAGUCCGCGCGAGGGGACGGAUCGGCGCGGAGGCCAGCAGCGGAAUCCAGAGAGACGGGCGCACAGGAGAGAAAAAACGAGUUAAGUGACGACGACAGGGCGGAGGCGAAGGAGGAAGCAGGUUUGGAGAUGGAAGAGGAGGAGGAGGAGGAGGACAGCUUUCUUGCGCACUGGUCGUGGGCGGGGUGGGUGCGCGACGUCGUCGAGCUGCGCUUCCUCGAAGACGAGACCGCCGUCCGCCGCCCCAUGCCGCCACUUCCGCCCCAAUACCCCGCGUCCGCGCGAGCGAGCGCGCGCGAGAUACUGGUGGGGGACGCGGGGUACGUGCGCGCGCUGGGGGAGGUGGCACGGUGGUGGGCGGAGAGCUGGCGCGUUCCGCUGCAGUACGAGUACGACCCUGCUGACGUGGCACACUACUUCAACCGCCGUCCGCACAUCGUGCUGCUGCGCACGCUCAAGAUCUCGGUGCUGCUGGCAGCGACGUGGGUGCAGGUGGCGAGGGACACGGGCGCCAUACGGGCGAGGGAGGCGGGGGGGGUGAGUGCGGGGGACGAGCGCAUCGCAGCCAUCCGCCAGCACAGCGCGCUCAAGCUCAAGCGCACGCUGCUGCGCCUCGGCCCCACCUUCAUCAAAGUGGCGCAGUCGCUGUCAGCGAGGCCGGACGUGGUGGGGCCAGACACUGCCAAGGUAUUGGCGGAGCUGCAGGACCGUCUACCAGCGUUCCCAUCAGAGGACGCUAUGUUGGUGAUCGAGAGGGAGCUGGGCCGCCCCGCUGCCGCGCUCUUCCCCCUCCUCUCGCCCACGCCCGUCGCUGCUGCCUCGUUUGGCCAGGUGUACAAGGGGCGCACGCGGGACGGCAUGCGAGUGGCGGUGAAGGUGCAGCGGCCCAGAGUGCUCUUCCUGGUCGCCCGAGACAUCCACAUCCUGCGCAUGCUGCUGCGGGCAGUGAGGAGGGUGGCGGGGAUAAACACGGACCUGGCAGCAUUAGCGGACGAGUUUGGGAGGGGGCUGUAUGGCGAGCUGGACUACCGUCACGAGGCCACCAACGCCACCCUCUUCGCUAAAGCCCACGCGCAUCUCCCCGGCAUCACAGUCCCCGCUAUACGGUCAGACCUGACCUCCCGGCGAGUGCUGACGAUGGAGUGGGUGGAGGGCGAGCACACCAGCGACCUGCUCGCCCAGGCUCAGGGCGUGCUGGGGGCCGCUGGUGGGGAGGAGGCACGGCAGCGCGCCAAGCAGAAGCUGCUGCGCAUGGUGGGCAUAGGCGUGGAGUCAUCAUUGGAGCAGCUGCUGGUCACGGGAGUGCUGCACGCCGACCCGCACCCCGGCAACCUGCUGCUCACUCCACAAGGCCAAGUCGCCUACCUGGAUUUUGGUCUCUUGUGUCGCAUGGAGAGGCAGCACCAGCAGGCCAUGCUGGCAGCGGUGGCGCAUCUGGUGAACGGCGAGUGGAGCAUGCUGGCUGCCGACCUCGCUGCCAUGGAUGUGCUCAAGCCCACCACCGACCGCCGCGCCCUCACCAUGGCAUUGGAGGAGGCGUUUGGUCGUGGCCGGCAGAGAGGAGCCGCCUCAGGAGGCGCCCCCACCAUGCAGUUCGGACAGGUGACGAGUGAGCUAUGGCGCAUGGCGCUGCGCUUCCGCUUCCGCCUCCCCCCCUACUACACCCUCGUUCUGCGCUCCCUCGCCUCCCUCGAAGGCAUCGGCGUGGCAGUGGACCCGUCCUUCCGAGUGUUCGCCUCAGCCUACCCCUACGUGGUGCGCCGUCUCCUCACUGACAGCUCACCCUCGUCGCGCCACGUGCUGCGCCAGCUCGUCCAAACACGAGAGGGCAAGCUACGGUGGGAGCGAUUCGCCUCCUUUGCUGCCAGCUCCACACAAGCCCAGCGCGACCUGGUGGCAUCACUGGCCAUGCCGUCGCUGCAAUCCCCCAUCCCCGGCAUGCCCCCCAUGCCCGGCGCCUCCCCCCUCUCCUCCUCUGCCGCCACUGCUGGCGCCGCCUCUCCCCGCGCCACGCCCAGCCCGGCCGCGCUGGUGAUGGAUGUGCUGCUGUCCAGACACGCUGCCAGCGCCAGGAGGGUCAUCCUUGAGUCGGACAUGCGUGCACUGGCAGAGGCGUUUGUAUCCCCAGAAGCAGAAGUGGCACGGGACAAGCUGGCACGCGUGGUGGCAGACGCGCUGUGCGCCUCACUGGGAGUGGCCCAGCUGCCCCUCGACGCCAUCACUGCCUCCCAGCUCUCCUCCUCGCCCACCCGCCUCCUCGCCCCCUCCCCCCCGCCCCCCCCGCCUGCUGCCGCUCUGGGCUUUGCCAAUCAGAGACAGCCACCUGGCAGUGUGGGAGUGGCUGGUGUGUCCAGGAGUGAGAGUGGGUACGAGAGUGGGAGUGGGAGUGGGAGUGAGAGUGAGUGGGAGGAGAGGGAGGGGAGGGCGACAGCAGCGGAGGCGGUGGCGAGGAGGAAGCGGCUGUGGCUGUUGCUGGGAGCAGCGUUUGGGCGCAUGGGCGGCAGUGUGGUGCUCAAGGUGAGGGUGGUGCUGGCAGCGCUGGCUGUGCUGCUUGCUGCACUAGGCAUGGCGUUAAAGAGAGUGUUGGUGGAUGCAGCAACACGCUUUAAGCGCCUCACCUCCCAUUGGCUGCCCUCUCAAGACGACCCCACGGCUGACCAGCCUGCUUAUGCCACGUAG